Brassica oleracea var. oleracea is the source of this 824-nucleotide messenger RNA. Its product is annotated as probable fructokinase-5. The transcript is spliced from 2 exons. Bases 400 to 693 code for a protein of 97 amino acids. NCBI's taxonomy places the organism in Eukaryota, Viridiplantae, Streptophyta, Magnoliopsida, Brassicales, Brassicaceae. The record is from RefSeq and is a predicted model, not a curated record.
UCAAUCUCCCUGACGAGCGACGUAUCCCUCGCGAGACCGCCCUCCGUCACUGCCUCGAUCUCGGCGUUUCCGCCCUCAAAUCCGGCAAACAUCCACUUGACGUCACCGAACUCGUCGUACGCCUCUCUCUCUCUCUCAGUUGGAUCGUUUUGUGAUUCGGUUAUCAUAUAGUUUUGUAGCUAUCGAUGAGGAAACUGAUUACUAGGAGACGAAAUAGAUAGUCAACGGUUUUAGUUUCUGAGUUAUGGUGUACACUGCUUAAUCUGAAUCUGAAACUAUCAGUUUUUUUCUAGGUUCUGGUUAAGCUUAAUAUUGAGUUCUCUUUUACUUUUUCUUGCACAUGCAUUCUUGCUUGUCUUGAUGGGUAUAUGAACAUAGCAAUGGAUCAGACAGAGGAGUAUGUCAACGGCCAGCUCAAGAACAAAUACGGUGAUGCCUUGGCGCUUAGAGAUGAGUACUUUGCUGUUGAUGAUGAUGAAGAAGAAGCUGCUGCGUUGGCGCUUAGAGAUGAUGAGAUUCGAUCACAAAGCAUUUAUAGCUCUCGGCUUUGUUGCGUUAAGAGCUGAUGGAGAGAGGGAGCUUCUGUUCUUCAGACACCCAAGUGCUGAUAUGCUUCUUACGGAAGCUGAGCUUGACAAGAACUUAAUCCAAAAGGAGUUGGAACAACAAUUGGAGCAGGAGUGUAUAUUCUAGUGGGAACAGUAGCUAGACAACACACAGGACCUGCUCUUGCUGUAUCGUUCUUCAUCGCUGGAGCAGCAGCUGCUCUCUCCGCUUGUUGCUAUGCUGAGCUUGUUCUUAUUGUCCAUCUGCUGGCAGUGCUU